AUGUCGCCAAACGACAUGUCAACAGCCCGUACCAAAGGGUUGGUGGGMAAGCCACUAUUGUAUUUCACAAGUGUGUUUGUAUCACUCGGUGUGUUUCUGUUUGGUUACGACCAAGGUGUGAUGUCUGGUAUCAUAACCGGUUCGCAUUUUAGAGAUUAUUUCAAUUCACCGUCGAAAGCGGAGAUCGGUACGGUCGUUGCGAUUCUCGAAAUUGGCGCUCUUAUUGCAUCGUUACUAGUCGGCAAGAUUGGAGAUAUAAUCGGACGCAGGCGAACAAUCUUAUAUGGAUCUCUGAUUUUCCUCGUUGGGGGAGCCUUACAGACAUUCGCUAAUAGUCUUUCUAUGAUGAUGCUGGGUCGAAUUAUUGCUGGACUGGGAGUUGGUGCUCUCUCCACUAUCGUUCCCGUGUUUCAAUCUGAAAUUAGUCCUCCGCACAAUCGCGGAAAACUCGCUUGUAUUGAGUUUACAGGCAAUAUACUUGGAUAUGCUGCAAGUGUAUGGGUUGACUACUUUUGCAGUUAUAUCGAUAGCAACUAUUCAUGGCGUCUUCCAUUGCUGCUCCAGUGCGUUAUGGGUGGUCUACUUGCAACUGGCAGUCUUCUCAUUCCCGAAUCUCCUAGGUGGCUAUUAGAUAAUGAUCAUGAUGAAGAAGGUCUAAUUGUUAUCGCCAAUCUAUAUGGUGGGGGAGACAUUCACAAUGAGCUAGCGCGGCAAGAAUAUCGAGACAUAAAAUUCAACGUUCUUACCCAACGACAGGAAGGAGAAAGAUCUUAUGUGGACAUGUUUCGACGAUACUAUAAACGUGUUCUCAUCGCCAUGUCUGCCCAGGCUAUGGCUCAGUUGAACGGCAUUAAUGUUAUCUCGUAUUAUGCUCCGCUCGUUUUCGAGUCUGCUGGAUGGCCUGGUCGAUCGGCAAUUCUUAUGACUGGUAUCAAUGCCCUCACCUACCUAGCAUCUACUAUUCCUCCGUGGUAUCUUGUUGAUGGCUGGGGCCGACGUCCGAUUCUGUUAUCCGGAGCAGUGGCUAUGAUGGUCUCGCUGAGUCUGAUGUCCUAUUUUCUUCUGAUCGAUGUGCCAGCCACAGCGAACCUCACCGUCAUCUGCGUUAUGGUCUACAACGCUGCUUUCGGAGCAUCGUGGGGACCGAUUCCAUGGCUCUACCCUCCCGAAAUUCUACCCCUGAGCAUUCGUGCUAAAGGGGCUAGUUUAAGUACGGCAGCGAACUGGGCAUUUAACUUCUUGGUUGGAGAGGUUACUCCUGUUCUGCAAGACCUGAUCAAAUGGCGCUUAUAUCUCAUCCAUGCUUUCUUCUGUGCUUGUAGUUUUGUUCUGGUUUAUUUCUUGUAUCCCGAAACAAGUGGCGUUCGGUUGGAGGAUAUGAAUGCAUUAUUCGGCGACGCCACUACCGCGAUGCCCACGCCUGUUACACAAGGAGAACGUGAUUCCUUGAUUGGAAUCAAUUCGCCUGUUCCUUCGCUUGAUCUUCAACGCCAGCAUGGACACUUCACUGCCGACAACGCCAUUCCAGGUCUCAACAUCGACCCUCCUGCCAUUGGCCAAAACAAUAACGGCAAGCCCAGCAGCGUCGAUCAAGGCGGCGAGUCCCAAGGACUCGGUGGCUGGAUAUCGAACAUGCUUAGCCGCAACAGAGAUCCAGCAAAGAGGAGUCAAUAUCGCCGUGUCGACCAGGAUGAAGAGAGCUAA
This is a messenger RNA of Talaromyces amestolkiae, 1704 nucleotides long. RefSeq lists its product as uncharacterized. The transcript is spliced from 6 exons. The record is from RefSeq and is a predicted model, not a curated record. Bases 1 to 1704 code for a protein of 567 amino acids. Gene Ontology annotation, molecular function: carbohydrate:proton symporter activity. NCBI's taxonomy places the organism in Eukaryota, Fungi, Ascomycota, Eurotiomycetes, Eurotiales, Trichocomaceae. Gene Ontology annotation, cellular component: membrane. Gene Ontology annotation, biological process: carbohydrate transport; transmembrane transport.